Messenger RNA from Loa loa (African eye worm), 507 nucleotides. RefSeq lists its product as hypothetical. Bases 1 to 507 code for a protein of 168 amino acids. The transcript is spliced from 3 exons. The record is from RefSeq and is a predicted model, not a curated record. NCBI's taxonomy places the organism in Eukaryota, Metazoa, Nematoda, Chromadorea, Rhabditida, Onchocercidae.
AUGCACAUACAUUUCACAGCACCAAAUACUGGCGAGACCUCGCUCAAACCAACGAACGAGCUAUUUUGGGUCAACCCAGGCGGCAAUAAUACGGCCCGAUCAGUCCUGAAAAGUGGUACAAAUGCUGGGGUGUUACUGGACGAUUUACAAAACAGGAAUAUAGUUAUUCCAGGUGCUCCGCCCAGAAUUUUCCCGCCACUUCGGAACUUAAACGAUGUUUCUCCGAAAAUUUCCUUCCAAACUACACAGGCGCAUACACACACAAACACAUACAUAAAUACACACAUAUGCACGUACACAUGCACAUAUGCAUACGUACACACAUACACACAGACACAUACGCAUACACGUACACAUACACGUACACAGGCACAGACACAGACACAGACACAUACACACACACACCCAUACACAUACACGUACCCAGACACAGACACAUACACACACACACACACACACAUACAGACCCAUACACAUCCCAUAGUGUCUAUUAUCGGCGACUGGUGA